AUGCCGCGCACUCCACGCCCCCAAAACGUAAUGGCGCGGACUCCAGGUCAGCAGCAAGGAAGGACGCGGACGACAGGGACCAUCAAGCUACCUAAGCAGUUUAAAAGAGUGGCGAUUUCGUUUCGUCAUAAGCUCUAUGUGAUCGAGUUCUACGAUGCAAUUAUCUCGAAGGAGAAAAUGCACGUUACUAUCAGCUACUUCUAUCCUUCACUCGCAGCAGACAAUGUUAAAGUGAAGAAAAGACAAGUAUACAACUGGCUUAACCAGCGCGCACUUAUUAUCGAUAAGUGUGAGACUGGUUGUGGGUCUCAUUGCAAGGAUAUAGAAUUCGGGAUGUCAGCAACGCUGUCGCCAGAAUUUGAGAAGCAAUUGGUACUCUGGAUAAACUCCCUGCGGAAAGAAGGUGUACCUGUCACAGGCACAAUGAGACUAUCCGACACUGAACCAGAUUGGGUGCUGUUCAACCGACUUCUCGAGGAAGUUCCUGUUGUUCGGCAUGUAGUGGACGCAAGUCGAUACGUUGAUACGUUGGCGGUUGAAGAGCAAGAUUUUGGUAGUUGA
This is a messenger RNA of Phytophthora nicotianae INRA-310, 561 nucleotides long. RefSeq lists its product as hypothetical. The record is from RefSeq and is a predicted model, not a curated record. The coding region runs from base 1 to 561 and encodes 186 amino acids. Lineage: Eukaryota; Oomycota; Peronosporomycetes; Peronosporales; Peronosporaceae. The transcript is spliced from 2 exons.